Molecule: messenger RNA, 5940 nt
Organism: Choloepus didactylus (southern two-toed sloth)
Lineage: Eukaryota; Metazoa; Chordata; Mammalia; Pilosa; Megalonychidae
Gene: DGKG
Product: diacylglycerol kinase gamma
Exons: 27
Coding region: 391-2766 (791 amino acids)
Biological process (GO): diacylglycerol metabolic process; lipid phosphorylation; intracellular signal transduction
Cellular component (GO): plasma membrane
Molecular function (GO): ATP-dependent diacylglycerol kinase activity; calcium ion binding
Source: RefSeq, a predicted model, not a curated record
GGCUGCGCGGGCGGGAAGACGCCCAGACGCCAGCUUCGGUCCCCUUUCUGUCUCUCGGUUCCUCUUUCCUCCCAAGUAAGGGAAUAAGCCCCGAGGAAGGAGCGCUCCCGGCAACCGAACAACCAAGUAUUGCACCCUGAGGAGGAACCAGGAUUUCUGAAUUUACCUUGACUUCAGACAGGAGGAGGUUGUCUGAGGAACAGCGGAGGUCUUUUCUCACCCGCUGAGGGGUGCCCACUGCCACCACAGACCCUCGAGUCCUUCAAGAAGGCUCCGGAAGGGCUUGUCUGCUGCAUGCCUGCAGUGAGGAGGCCCUGAGCUGGGCCCCGGCUUCACUGUGGUGAACAAAACGCCGUCCCUGUCCUCCAGGUGCUCACACCUGGUUUAAAGAUGAGCGAGGAACAGUGGGUCUCCCUUACUCCGGAAGAAUUUGACCAACUCCAGAAAUAUUCAGAAUAUUCCUCCAAGAAGAUAAAGGAUGUCUUGACUGAAUUUAAUGAAGGUGGGAGCCUUGCACAAUACGACCCACAUGAGCCUAUUAGCUAUGAUGUCUUCAAGCUUUUCAUCAGGGCAUACCUGGAGGUGGACCUUCCCCAGCCUCUGAGCACACACCUCUUCUUGGCCUUCAGCCAGAAGCCCAGACAGGAAACCCCUGACCAUCCAAGGGAAGGCACCAGCAACAGCGAGGCCAACAGCCCAGAUUCCAAUGUACAGAAUGCAGACAAUGCUGCCAAAGCAGAUGAGGCCUGUGCCCCUGAUGUGGAAUCAAAGACCAUCAAGAAGCAAGCACCAACUAAAGUCCGGGUGGCUGUGUCCCCACUAAGAGCUCCCGCUGCUCAGUCUCCAGGCUCCGUGUCCCCCAUAGUGUACCUGAAGGAUGUCAUCUGUUACCUGUCCCUGCUGGAGACGGGGAGACCUCAGGAUAAAUUGGAGUUCAUGUUUCGACUCUAUGACAGAGAUGAGAAUGGUCUCCUGGACCAAAUGGAGAUGGAUUGCAUUGUCAACCAAAUGCUGCACAUUGCUCAGUACCUGGAGUGGGAUCCCACAGAGCUAAGGCCUAUAUUGAAGGAGAUGUUGCAAGGAAUGGACUAUGACCAGGACGGCUUUGUGUCUCUAAAGGAAUGGGUGCAUGGAGGAAUGACCACCAUCCCACUGCUGGUUCUCCUGGGGAUGGAUGACUCUGCCUCCAAAGGGGAUGGGAGGCAUGCCUGGACCUUGAAGCAUUUCAAGAAACCCACCUACUGCAACUUCUGCCACAUUAUGCUGAUGGGCGUUCGGAAGCAAGGCCUGUGUUGUGUUUACUGUAAAUACACUGUCCACGAGCGCUGUGUAUCCAAAAACAUUCCUGGGUGUGUGAAAACAUACUCAAAAACCAAAAAGGGCGGUGAGGUGAUGCAGCACGCAUGGGUGGAAGGGAACUCCUCCGUCAAGUGUGACCGGUGCCAUAAAAGUAUCAAGUGCUACCAGAGUGUCACUGCGCGGCAUUGUGUGUGGUGCCGAAUGACGUUUCACCGAAAAUGUGAAUUAUCAACAUUGUGUGAUGGUGGGGAACUCAGAGACCAUAUUUUACUGCCCACUUCAAUAUGCCCCGUCACCCGGGACAGACAAGGUGGGAAGUCAGAUGGAAACGUGGCAGCCAAGGGCGAAAUUGUCAUGCAGUAUAAGAUCAUCCCCACCCCAGGUACCCAUCCUCUGCUGGUCUUGGUGAACCCCAAGAGUGGAGGGAGACAAGGAGAAAGAAUUCUUCGGAAAUUCCACUAUCUGCUCAACCCCAGACAAGUUUUCAACCUGGACAAUGGGGGGCCUACUUCAGGAUUGAACUUCUUCCGGGAUACUCCAGACUUCCGUGUUUUGGCCUGCGGAGGAGAUGGGACGGUUGGCUGGAUUUUGGAUUGCAUUGAUAAGGCUAACUUCGCAAAGCAUCCGCCGGUGGCUGUCCUCCCUCUUGGAACAGGAAAUGACCUUGCCCGCUGUCUCCGCUGGGGAGGAGGUUACGAGGGGGGCAGCUUGACGAAAAUCCUGAAGGACAUCGAGCAGAGUCCCUUGGUAAUGCUGGACCGCUGGCAUCUGGAAGUCAUCCCCAGAGAGGAGGUGGAGAAUGGGGAUCAGGUCCCGUACAACAUCAUGAACAACUAUUUCUCCAUUGGCGUGGAUGCCUCCAUUGCACAUAGAUUCCACGUGAUGAGAGAGAAACACCCAGAAAAAUUCAACAGCAGGAUGAAGAACAAGCUGUGGUACUUUGAAUUUGGCACUUCAGAGACCUUUGCUGCCACCUGCAAGAAACUCCAUGACCACAUAGAGUUAGAGUGCGACGGGGUUGGGGUGGACCUGAGCAACAUCUUCCUUGAAGGCAUUGCCAUUCUCAACAUCCCCAGCAUGUAUGGAGGCACCAACCUCUGGGGGGAAACCAAGAAGAACCGGACUGUGAUCCGGGAAAGCAGGAAGGUUGUCACGGACCCCAAGGAACUGAAACUCUGCAUCCAAGACCUCGGUGACCAGCUUCUUGAAGUGGUGGGGCUAGAGGGAGCCAUGGAGAUGGGUCAGAUCUACACUGGCCUGAAGAGUGCGGGCAGGAGGCUGGCUCAGUGCUCUUCGGUCAUGGUCAGGACUAACAAGCUGCUGCCAAUGCAAGUAGAUGGAGAGCCCUGGAUGCAGCCUCCUUGCACGAUUAAAAUUACUCACAAGAACCAAGCACCCAUGAUGAUGGGGCCUCCCCAGAAGAGCAGCUUCUUUUCACUGAGAAGGAAGAGCCGUUCAAAAGACUAAGCAAUGUACCAAACUCCAGCUAAACCAAGAGAGAAAGCAGAAACUGUAACUACACAUACACACACACACACACACACAUACACACAUGCACACACAUUUUUACACACAUUCUUAUCUAACCAGUGGAAGCAAAGCCACCCUUCAAAAAGAAAAUCUUCACUUUGCCAUACGUUCUACUUCAAUAAUGGAUACACCCCUAACAGAACCAGUGCCAGAAGAACAUUUUGAAUGGACUUAGGGUCCACCAGGGUGUGGUGCAGCAACUGCCAUAUUCCCAGCCUUGAGUAAGACUUUCUGGGACUAAAGAAGUCCCCCUUUCUUUCCACCAGCCCCGCAAGUUUCCUCAUGGACGCGCUCAAGGAGCAGGCUUCGGAUUUCCUGCCUAUGGUAAACUCGGAUGUGGUGGAGAGAAGGAGCCCCGGUUCCAGAGAACUUGCACAAAGGUCCCUCUGUACAGAGACAAAACGGCCUCCAACUCUCUGAGCAAAAUCCUUGGCAGGGCUCAGCAAGCUCACGUUGGUUUCUUGGUUGUCCUCUCGACGACAGCUUCUUCCUGAACCUGCUGAGGAGGCAGAAAGGCUGUGGAAAGCUGUUUCCCUUCCUGGUUCUCUGAGCCAUCAGCUGGCACUUGUUAUUUUCCCGAAGCCUUCUCCUGGUGGUGGCGUGUUUGCUUAGUGACGGCUCCAAGAGCCCCCAGAGCUGCCUGCGCAGCACACCUUAAAUGUGGUAUUUAUUUUCUUAGUUCUGUGAACACCUGGGAGGGAAAGCAGAGAAUCUGGGAUUUAUUUUUCAAAGUGGUGUCAUAAUAUUGUGUAAAAAGGGAAGAGAAAAAAAAAAAAAAAAAAAAACACCCCCAGCUUCUUUCUUUUUCAAGCCAAAGCAUGUUUCCUGUUUGAGUUCCAAACCCCGGCGGCAGACUAUUCCUGAAGGCAAAGAAGAUGGGAGAGAAGGGCCAUUUGCUGGGGAGAACCAAAGACAAACCAUCAUAUGGUUCCCUCCUGCUUCUUUGUGCCUACUACCCCCCAAAAUAUGACCCAAAGGCCCUUGAUGGUUUUAUGUGUUUGUGUAUAUAUGUAGCAUAUAUAUUUAUAUAUAUAAAUAUUUAUUUCCUGAUGGACUUUUACUGAUUGAAAUACAUAUAUAUAUAGUGUAGGAACAAAAAGUGAGAAAGAAAAAGAAGGUUCUUACUCCCCCACUCCUUAUUUCAUUGUCAAGACACACUUCCCUGUGGUGAUCAUAAGGUUUUAAGGAAAUGAAAGUAGCUUCUUAUCAUGAAGAGACUGAGAACUUCUAAUUCUGGAUCCUCAAAACAACCAUGAAUGAUAUGCUGGACAGGAUUUACUCUCCCUUUUGUUGGAUAAGGAAACUGACUCAGAAAAGUUAAGAGACUUGUCCAUGGUAUCUUGGUAAAUGUGCUUUGGGCAUAGGUACCACUAAGAAAACAUUUAAUAAAGAAAAGAACUGAACUCUCCAUGUCUUACCCUCAUCAUGGUCAUCAUAUCUUUUCAUCUGGAAAACACUCAUGGCUGCAGGGAUAACCUCAGUGGAGAGUCACAAGGACAGAGGCUCCGUUUGCAAGGUGCUGGCAGCUAGGACUGAGAGGUCUCUGCAAAGCUCAAUGGGCUUCAGCUGAUACCAGCAUUGCCCUCUUUUCCCAAGGGCAAGUCUGACCAGAGCUUCAUUGGUAGAAUGGAACAGAAUGAAACAUCUGUCUUGACCCCUUUGCUCAUUCGGGACUCCAUCCCCCUCUCAGAGAUUUCUCAAGAGGAAAUCUGGCCUCACUUGAGUUCACACCACUGAGCUGUCUGUAAUCUCCUUGCAGUGGGGCAGGAGUCUUGGACAAAGAAGAGAAAAUUAACAUUGUAUGUAUAAAUUGAGCUUAACUCUAAGGGAAGCACUCCUCCUGAGAUCUGAAACCAUCCUGCUGAACCUAUCAGUGCAGAACGCUGGGCAGGGGGAAAGCCAGGCCACCUGAAGAAUAUCCUUAAUUAUGGAAUCCUUGGCGAUGGGACCAACAAGCUCCAAAGUGACAACAGAUGGCAAAAGGCAGGAGACCCAACUAAAGAGAGGAGGCGUCUACAACAAUUUGCUUACCCGGCUUAUAGCACAGCUCUCCUCUUCUGCAGAAUGGAAAGAAAUGACCAGUAACCUUUCGUGCCUCUCUCUGUGCCACCAUCCUCAACACUAGAAAAGACAUAAGACUCAUCUAUCUUGGGAAAGUCUGGUGAAUGUUCCAUAGAGGCUGCUGUAGAAGGGAGCCAGCCGAAAUCCCACGCUGGUAUGAGGAACAAAACCCUGCCUGGGAAAAGAAGAGGAACACAGGGAGCGGGAUACAGUGCUGUCUCAGCCACAGGGCCUUGGACAUGUCCUUAGCCUGCUGGGACCUCUCAUUCUCCAUCCGUCAAACAAAGUGGCUCUAAAGACCUUCCUGAUUCGAUGAUCUUCCUUUCAUCUGGGUAAAUGCUGUGGCCAUAGCCAGGGAGGCAGGCUCAUUGUCCCCAUGGGUCUUCCCCCAACCCUGCUGACCCAGGAGGGCUAGUCCUAGCCCCUCAGCUGAGAUCGGAAGAGAAACUACCUUUCUUCCCUCUUGAGGCUUUUUCAUGCUCAGAAGUCAGCUGAUGUAGGGGGCCAAUGUGAAAGAAACACUACAAAGAAACUGGUAAGCUCUCCACCUAUACAAACACUCACACAUACACAUACACACAUACACACACACCCAACCCUGAAAUGUAAGCAUUUUCCAUUCUGUGUAUCCAACCUCUCUUAUCCUUUCUAAUUGCCAGUGUGUUCGGAGAGAAUUCAGUCCUACCAAUGGAAAACAGUUCUCUCUCUGAGGCAACCCAGCUAAACCUCAAUAUUUAGGGGUGAUCCUGGGCAUCAACUGAAGUUGUAGGUCCUAACACACCUCAACUGCGGCCCAGGAAUGUAGACUUGACCAGCCAAGAUGGAGGCAGAAACUAAUUAGCACAGUGACAGGGUCCUGAUGCCUCCCUCCUUCCUCUCCCACCCCAACCUCCUCCAAACCCCAUAGCUGUGUUGUUUUGUACUGGUGGUGCCUGCUCACGCCUGUCCGUCUGCCUGCCUACAGUGCCGUGGACUUGUUCUGUAAAGCACUGUGUAUACGUAUGUCCUGACUCUGGUUUAUUGCAAAUAAAAAUGAUGGCAGAUGGCUAA